This is a messenger RNA of Tinamus guttatus (white-throated tinamou), 540 nucleotides long. Lineage: Eukaryota; Metazoa; Chordata; Aves; Tinamiformes; Tinamidae. The record is from RefSeq and is a predicted model, not a curated record.
AUGCGCCACCUCAUCUCCAGCCUGCAGAACCACAACCACCAGCUCAAGGGUGACGUCCAGCGCUACAAGCGGAAGCUGCGCGAGGCGCAGGCCGACAUCGCCAAGGUUCCUGGGGAGUUCCUGGGGGUUCCGGGGGGUCCCUGGAGGAUCCUGGGGGCUCCUGAAGAUUCUGGGAGGUUCCUGGGGGUCCUGGAGGUUCCUGGGAUUUCUUGGGGAUCCUGGGGGUUCCAGGAGGUUCCUGGAGGUUCCUGGCGGUCCCAGGAGGAGCUGUCGCGGCUGCGCCGGAAGCUGGAGAAGCAGCGCAAGGUGGAGGUUUACGCCGACGCCGACCAGAUCCUGCAGGAGGAGAUCAAGGAGUACCGGGCGCGGCUCACGUGCCCCUGCUGCAACGCGCGCAAGAAGGACGCCGUCCUCACCAAGUGCUUCCACGUGUUCUGCUUCGAGUGCGUGCGCGGCCGCUACGAGAGCCGCCAGCGCAAGUGCCCCAAGUGCAACGCGGCCUUCGGCGCGCACGACUUCCACCGCGUCUACAUCAGCUGA